AUGGACUCGGCGUCGGAAGCACCCUCUUCGUCGUCAUGUCCUCUCCAACGCUCCCUCUCGCAGCACAGCGCAACGUCCACUCGAUCCCACAAAAGCACGAGAAGCAGCCGGAGUGCCGCGUUGCGUGCCGGUCGGAGCCGCCGACUCUUGAGUCAGCCGAGUAGCUCGGCAAGCAGCGUUGCAGCCAGCGACAAGUCUUUGACAAGCUUCCCGAGCUUCAGUCCGGACCCAUCAUGCGCUGAUCGUUGCGCGGAGGACGAGGAACCACUCAAGAACGCCGCUCAAGAGCCCGAAAACAGCAGCGGCGCAAGACAUGUAGGCAGCAAAAGCUUCUCCGUCGUAGACACUCCGAUGGGGAAACCUUCGCCUCGCGAUGCUCUGUUUGGUGAUGCCCCGCUGUCACAGACCAUUCCAGGGGCGCUGCAUCAAGCCGACGACGAGCACAUCGAACGCCUCAUCGGUCGGCACGGUGCCGUAUCGCUCGUCCGGCAGAUCGCCGGGGACCUGGCCCAGCGGGAUGCUCAGCUCGCGGCCAUUCGCCGACGGGCGGACCAACGAGAACGUGCCCUGAGGAAAAUCAUACGAGAGUGCGGUCUGUCCAACAUGGAUCUCGAAAACCGUCUGAAAAUCGUGGAACUCGAGUUUCGCUCGGGCAAGCGGCAGUCUAGUCAUGGAGACCAUGGCUUGAGCGGCCUCAUGAGCGACGCGAUGCAGGAUUCAAUGACGAUGCGUGCGGACGGCGAGGGGGAGAUCUGGACCUCGACUCUCCGUCUGGGUGGAAACACAGACGCCACCAUCGCGGAAGCCGGGAAGAGCACUCUUCGAGGCUGGAAAGACUAUCUUUGGGGGGUCGGGACUGUCAAACGGGCAACCCGUGCAAACGGCGAUGACGCCAACCCAACAGCCUUCAUUCGCGCACGAUCCAACAUGGGACGGCGGCCUGCUGUACAGGAGGACUUGUUUACCCCUCCGGCGGAAGCCAGCAUCACGACCAACAUGAGCAGCUCGAGUCGGGCAUCGAGCGUUCAUUCGGCGGCUGCACCGGAGCGAAAGUCGUCGACGUCCUUGGCCAGUCUGGCCCUGAGGCUCGUCGCCGGAGCUGCAGCGACACCGGGGGCUGCUGAAUCGAGGGGCAGAGCAGCAAGCGCUUCGGCCCGGGCUGUUCCCACCAGAGCCGGAUCCUCGACCAGCACCCGAACCGCCCAGUCCGCGCGCUCUGCGUCCAUGGCUGCUGGCAACAACCCCAAAGCCCUCAUGGCCAUGCGCAAGACGUCCCAGACACCACAGGCUUUGUCAAGCGCGACAUCGCUCGGGCAGGACGCGUGGGCAAGCAUGGCCAGCAGUCCCCCGAACCAUUCUUCGAGCUUACGGCAAGAGAGCUACGGCCCGGUUGAGCUGGACGCCAUAGUACCUCCUGAAUCUCAACCUCCGACCUUGAACUACACUUACAACAAUAACAGACUGGCGGCCGGCGAGUUUCUGACUGAUCGCUUCGGUUUCAUCUACGAUCAAAGGCGCAAAAAGAAGCAGCAAGAAGCAGCAGCAGCAGCAGCAGCAGCAGCAGCAGCCCACCACGAGGGUAGCAAGGGCAGUAGCCGCAGCGAACUGCUCGCAAGUGUACGCAAUCGCAUCUCGCCCAUCCUGGCUGAAGACCUGCCCAGCCCCAAGGACAGUGUUUCGAGCGGCGCAAGACCAGGCAGCCCGAACAGCCACGAGGAGCGAGCUGAGGAGGAUGGAAAGCCCAAACGAUGGCAGGAUUACCUGAAGAUCGCAACCUUCCCCACCGAGCUUCUUAGCCACACCCCAAGGACGAAGGCGUCCACGCUGCAAGUUUUGGAAGGGACUGGCAGUGUCACGCCCGAGCUGCCAGGGGCCGAGCCCGCAAAGGGGCUGGUCAUUACCGCGACGAAUGCCGGCUUGAUGCCGCCACAAGGCAGCGCGACAACAGCCGUCGACAAUAGCGGGACCCCUCAGCCGUCCGAAACAGACUCGACCGCGGAACCGCCUUGCCGGGAAGAAACGGAGCCGGUCAAGAUUCUCCUGGAACAGCUCAGCGAGGUGCACGAUUCCCUGCAGCGCGACAAAACGGUCAAGUGGAACGACUUCUUGCGCAAGGUCCGGGCCGAGCGAAGGCGCGAAGGCCAAGCAGCAGUGGCUGCCGCCGCGGCGGCCGCCGAAGCGCGCCACGAGACGCCGGCCAUGAUUCUCCCAGAAACCCGGGUCGCCAACGGCGAGAUGAUUGGGAUCGCGGGCCUGGGGAACAAGGGAAAGGUUGGCCGAGCCAAGUGGAACGAGUUCAAGGCGCUGGUGCUCGGCGGCAUACCGGUGGCGUACCGCGCCAAGGUCUGGUCGGAAUGCUCCGGAGCCGCCGCGCUGCGCGUGCCCGGCUACUUCGAGGACCUCGUCGCGCGGGACGGCCACGACGACGAUCCGGCCGUCGUUGGCCAAAUCCAAAUGGACAUUGACCGAACGCUGACGGACAACGUCUUCUUCCGCAAGGGGCCCGGCGUGCCGAAGCUGCGGCAGCUGUUGCUGGCGUACUCGCGGCGGAACAAGGACGUGGGCUACUGCCAGGGCAUGAACCUGAUUGCGGCCAACCUGCUCCUCAUCAUGCCCUCGGUGGAGGACGCGUUCUGGGUGCUGGCCUCGGUCAUCGAGAGCAUCCUGCCGCACGGCUACUACGACCACUCGCUCAUGGCCUCGAGGGCCGACCAGCAGGUGCUGCGCCAGUUCGUGUCGACGGUGCUGCCCAAGCUCUCGGGGCACCUCGACUCGCUCUCGGUCGAGCUCGAGGCCCUGACGUUCCAGUGGUUCCUGUCCGUCUUCACCGACUGCCUGUGCGCCGAGGCCCUGUUCCGGGUGUGGGACGUGGUGCUGUGCACCAACGACGGGAGCACGUUCCUCUUCCAGAUCGCCCUGGCGCUGCUGAAGCUCAACGAGAGGAACCUGCUGCGGUGCGACACCCCGGCCGGGGUGUACACGUACAUCAACCACCACAUGACGGAGCACGCCAUCAGCAUCGACGGGCUGAUCCAGGCGGGCGACGGGCUGAGGCGCGUGGUGCGGCGCGAGGACGUGGAGCUGCGCCGCAGCAAGGCGAUCCAGGCGGAGAGGGCCAUGGUGGCGGCGAGGGACGAAGCGCGAAGCAGCAGGGCGGCGGCGGCUGCUGAUGCUGGAGCUGGGCAAGGAGCAGCCGCAGCUGGUCCGGACGAGGAGCUUGCCUUGCGCUGA
Messenger RNA from Ustilaginoidea virens, 3231 nucleotides. RefSeq lists its product as uncharacterized. The transcript has a single exon. NCBI's taxonomy places the organism in Eukaryota, Fungi, Ascomycota, Sordariomycetes, Hypocreales, Clavicipitaceae. Bases 1 to 3231 code for a protein of 1076 amino acids. The record is from RefSeq and is a predicted model, not a curated record.